Molecule: messenger RNA, 1029 nt
Organism: Pelodiscus sinensis (Chinese soft-shelled turtle)
Lineage: Eukaryota; Metazoa; Chordata; Testudines; Trionychidae
Source: RefSeq, a predicted model, not a curated record
CCUCUUACUGUGGCCGGGGCUGGAGUUCACAUUUUGCAGCAUCUGUAUUGCAGGGCUGAGUCUGUCCAUCCCGAAGCUGAGGAGCACAAGCGACCGGAGGGCCAUGCCGUUCCCAGGGUUCCUCUUCCUUCUCUUGCUUGCUGUUCCGCCCAGGGCCAGAGGGAGUCCAACUUGGAGCCAAGCCAGGGAGAUCCAAGUGCAGGAGAACUUCGACCCGGAACAGAUAUAUGGGAAAUGGUACGACAUCGCCAUUGGCACAACGUGCACCUGGAUGAAGCAGUACAAGGACAAGUUCAACAUGGGCACGCUGGUGUUGGGCCCCGGGCUGAGCAGCAAUCAGAUCAGCACCACUAGCACCAGGCUCAGGCAAGGUGUCUGCACGCAAGUUAUUGGCGAGUAUGAAAAAACCAGCAUACUUGGGAAAUACACCUACCGUAGCCCCGGCUGGAAUGUGACCAUCAACUCCUAUGUGGUGCACACCAACUACAAGGAAUAUGCCAUCAUUCUAAUGCAGAAGAAAAGUAGCUUGGGCCUGACAAUUACAGCCAAACUCUACGGCAGAAGCCCAGAGCUGCGAGAAGGCCUCAUUGUGGAUUUCAGACAGUUUGCUCGAGAGAUGGGGAUUCCUGAGGACGCCAUUUUCAUCAUGAUUAAUAAGGGUGAAUGUGUUCCCAGUGAGGCCCAAGUGGAAGCCCAGAGGGCUCGAAGAGCUGUCCUGCCUGAGGAGGAGGGCUCUGCUGCCGGCCCGCUGCCAACGUUCAUCAGCAGAAAGGAAGAUUUCUGCCUGCUGAAUAAAGAAGUGGGCCCCUGCAUGGGGAUGAACAUUCGGUUCUUCUACAACUCCUCUUCUAUGGCCUGUGAGAGCUUCCACUAUGGUGGCUGCCUUGGGAACGGGAACAACUUCCCUUCUGAGAAGGCAUGUCUGCAAACCUGCCGAACCGAGGGUAAGGGGCAGCCCUUGCAGACAGUCACGUGGACAUUAGUCUCUGACAAGUGCAGGAGGGGCAGCUUCUGACAUCUCUGUCCCGU